Molecule: messenger RNA, 447 nt
Organism: Recurvomyces mirabilis
Lineage: Eukaryota; Fungi; Ascomycota; Dothideomycetes; Mycosphaerellales; Teratosphaeriaceae
Exons: 2
Coding region: 1-447 (148 amino acids)
Source: RefSeq, a predicted model, not a curated record
AUGGCACCAGGCGACAACGGCGGCGGCAAACUCUCCUGGCAAGCCGUCAAGAAACUCUGUACUCCAGGCGACAUCGACCGGCUCGCCUGCCUCGCCGUAGCUCACAUCAACGGAGCGGAUCAGAGUAAAGUCUACCACGUGGCUGCGCAGCAGUUUGGUGGGAAUAUCAAGCCCGAGUCGUAUAAGAGAGGAAUGUGGGUCAUCAGCAAGAAGAUCAAAGAUGCCGGUGGAGCGGUCGAUUCGGGUAAUGAGGUGGAUGGACGCGAUGCACAGGCGAAGACGAAAGGCGGAGCCAAGCGUGGUCCGAAGCGUAAAGCUUGCAGCGAAAGCUCGGAGGGCGAGAAGAAGCCUAAGCGUGCGAAGAAGAGUGGCAUAGCUGCGUCUGCUGCGGUCGAAGCUGAGGGUGAAGAGGCUACUGAUCCGGAUCUCGAUGGCACUUUCACUUGA